AUGUCGGGUCGGUACUCACUUCGCCAGACUCCUCGAAAGAAGGAGCUCUUCGAAGGACGAAAGGUCGAGCCCGUCCAGGCAACUCCGGUCGAGACGCAGCCUGUUGAGAAGGCUGCUGCCAAUGGCCAUUCUGAAAAGGAGGGCGUCGCCCAUUCAGUCGUUGAUGGCUGGAUACCUGGCCAGGACCCUAAGAUCGACUACUCUGGCGAGUUCGAGUUCGGCGGGAGCCUUGGUACCCUCGGCCUGAUGAUCGGCUUCCCGCUUCUCAUGUGGUACAUGUGGAUUGGCGCAACAUACUACGACGGCGGCAUCCCCGACCAGAGGCCGGCCAGAGCUGGGCGGACUUCGGAAACCAUCUCGUCAACCUCGUCUACACCGCUCAAGUAUUAUUGCAGCGCAUACACCAGCCUUUACUUCAACAUUGUCGUUGCCGGUCUCCUGCAUUACACCGGCGUCUUCCCUCUGUACACGGUGAUUGACGAGUUUGGCCCACUGCUCUCCGUCGCCAUCUUCAGCGGGUUCAUCGUCAGCUUCAUUGCGUACUUUUCGGCUCUCGCCCGCGGGGCUCAGCACAGGAUGACUGGCUACCCCAUCUAUGACUUCUUCAUGGGUGCGGAGCUAAACCCUCGCAUGUUCGGAGUCCUCGACUUCAAGAUGUUUUUCGAGGUCCGUCUCCCUUGGUACAUUCUCUUCUUCCUCAGCUGCGGUGCUGCCGCGCGCCAAUAUGAGAGGUACGGCUUCGUUUCGGGAGAGGUCAUGUUCCUCGUCAUGGCCCACUAUCUUUACGCCAACGCUUGCUCCAAGGGCGAGGAGUUGAUUGUCACUACCUGGGAUAUGUACUAUGAGAAGUGGGGCUUCAUGCUCAUCUUCUGGAAUCUUGCCGGCGUCCCCCUCUCUUAUUGCCACUGCACCAUCUACCUCGCCAACCACGACCCCGCUGGGUACAGGUGGAACCGCUUUGCCCUUGCUGCCCUCUACGCUGCGUACCUCUUCUGGUACUGGGUGUGGGACAGCUGCAACAGCCAGAAGAACAGGUUUAGGGCCAUGGAGCGUGGAAAGACCCUCACCACCCCUUCGGGAGAUACUAUUCUUGUCGAUGGCUGGUACGGUCUUGCUCGAAAGAUUCAUUAUACCGCCGAUGUCUUUUUCGCCGUCAGCUGGGGAUUGAUCACCGGGUUCAAGAGUCCCUUCCCUUGGUUCUACCCCUUAUUCUUCGUCAUCAUGAUUGCUCACCGCGCUGCUCGUGACAUCCGAAGGUGCCGUACCAAGUACGGCGAGACCUGGCUUGAGUACGAGAAGCAGGUUCCCUAUCUCUUCAUUCCCUAUGUCAUUUAA
This is a messenger RNA of Parascedosporium putredinis, 1335 nucleotides long. The record is from the annotation of a GenBank genome assembly. Lineage: Eukaryota; Fungi; Ascomycota; Sordariomycetes; Microascales; Microascaceae.